Molecule: messenger RNA, 1104 nt
Organism: Parastagonospora nodorum SN15
Lineage: Eukaryota; Fungi; Ascomycota; Dothideomycetes; Pleosporales; Phaeosphaeriaceae
Exons: 2
Coding region: 1-1104 (367 amino acids)
Biological process (GO): transmembrane transport; nucleobase transport
Cellular component (GO): plasma membrane
Molecular function (GO): nucleobase transmembrane transporter activity
Source: RefSeq, a predicted model, not a curated record
AUGUUCAUCCACCCAACCGUACUACGCCAUCUUUUUGUCGUCAAAGCUAUCAUCUCAACCAUAUCCCUCUUGGGUGUACUCGGUUGGGUCGUCUCUGCCAAUGGCGGCAGUAUCGGCGACUUCAAGUACACGACAAAGCAAACUCGGCUGUCAGGAUCAGAUUUGAUCUGGCCCAUGAUCCAAGCUAUUCUGAUCAACCAGCCAGACGUCUGUCGUUAUGGUCGUUCUUAUGGUGAUGUGACUUGGAGUCAAGGAAUCGGUAUCUUGAUCAGCAAAGUACUCGUCAUGUUUGUGAGUACUGCAACAACGGCUGCCGCGACUCAAGUACUUGGCAAAUCGUACUGGAACGUCUGGGAUCUCUACAAUGCCAUCCUCGACCAAUACUGGACGGCCGGAGCACGCGCAGGCAUGGUCUUUGCGUCUUUCGGCAUGAUGCUUGCCGUGCUCGUCAUCAACGCCGGGAGCAACUCGAUGCCAGUCGGCGCCGAUCUUACCGGCAUCUUUCCAAAAUGGCUUACAAUUAUCCGUGGCCAGGUGCUCUGCGCUAUGUUUGCUCCGCUUCUCGUUCCGUGGAAAAUAAUCGCGUCUGCAACUUCCUUUCUCACCUUCCUGGGUAGUUACACGGUUUUCUUGAUGCCUAUUUGCGCUUGCAUGAUCGUCGACUACUGGAUGAUUAGGAAGGGCAACUUCCACGUACCGUCAUUAUACGUCUCAACUCCAACAAGCCCGUAUACCUACUACAAAGGAUGGAAUCUGCGCAUGCUUGCAGCUUGGGUGUCUGGAGUCGCUUUCACAGUUCACGGUGUUGCCGGAUCGCUGGACCCGACCUCGGUGUCUUUCGCGAGCAAAAACAUGUACAAGCUUGGCUUCAUCUUGUCCUUCCUCAUGGGAGGCUUUGUGUACUACCUAUUGUGCCUCAUCUGGCCAGUGCAGAUCCUCCCGACGGGUGCAGAACGUCCAUUGGCUUUCGAAGAGAUGGCAGCCAAUGAAGGAUUCUUCGAGCAUGAGGGUAUUAGCACAAUCACGGGCGUUCUGGAAGGCGAGAACGCUAAUGGACUUAUCACCCAGACCUAUGUUGUAGAUGGGAAGGAGAGCACAGUUUAA